CGAUGCCCCAUCAAAUAUUAAUACAACGCUCAGUGCCUCUGUGCCCUGCCCCAGCACUGCAUCCCUGGCCCCUGCCCUCUCCAGGGCUGCCCUACCACUCUGGCCUCCCCUCCCACCCCGUAUUGCUCAUUCCUCCACACACAGGGACUUUGGGGGUGCAGCUGCACCCACCUUUGGGUGUUCCCUGAGCAGGGCAGGGCAGGCAGGACCAGGCUCCCUAACCUCGGCAGGGGUCCCCAGCGGCCAGUUCAGCCCCACACAGCAGGAGGAGGCCAGUGCCUCUGCUCCCAGCAGCCACUCGGCCCUGCGGGGGAUGGAGCCCAGCAGGUUGGUGCCGGCGGAGCUGAAGUUGCGCAAGCCCUCGCAGCGGGCCAGGAUCCCAGAGCCCUUCCUCGCCCACCCGGACGGGGUGGCUGGGACAGCGGGGCCCCCCGGGCCGGACCCUGCGGAGGGGGACGUGGACUCCCUUGUGCCCACGCACGACGAGCGGGGCCGGCUCAUCCCUGAGUGGAAGCGGCAGGUGAUGGUGCGGCGGCUGCGGGCCCGACUGCGGGACGAGACGGCGGGAGGGCAGGUAGGAGGGGCGCGGGGCGGGAAGGGGGAUGCGAGCUCCUGGAGCUUCUCGCCCUCCCACCAAGCCAUGCUGGGUCCCUUCGGGGAGCUGCUGACCGAGGCGGACCUGCAUCAGCUGGAGAGGGCGGUGGAGAGCCUGCGGCUGCGGCGACGCGGCGAGGUGUACCAGAGCGAGCUGCGGCGCCUGGCGCGGGAGCUACGCGCCCUCUUGCCCGGCCCGCUGCUCAGCAUCUCCAUCCGCAGCCCCCCGCCCGCCCCCGGGCAGCCCCUGCCCCUCUGGUGCGGCCGCCUGGCCGGCGCCGUCAGCAGCCUGGCCGCGCUGCUGGGCCACGCCGAGGGGGUGUGGGGGUCCCGCGCUGUCGCCGCCGCCCCUACAGCUGACCCCGCUCCCCUUGCCGCCGACGGACAGUGCCGGGAGCCGGCGGGCAGCCUGGCACAGCGGGAGAUCCGGCAAUGUGGAGUCUGCGUCCGCAGCUUGCGCGGCGCCUUCGAGCCCGCCUGGGGGGCGGCGGGGGCCCCGCCGGCCGGGGGCGGCGAGACGGAGGCCGCAAGCGACUCGGGUAUUAGCUGCGAGGAGGCGUUUUCUGACGGCGGCGGCUCGGGGCUGGGGCCGGGGCCGGUGUGCGGCAGCCUGAGGAAGGAACGGAUCGUGAUGCUCUUCCUGAGCCACUGGAGACGCUCCGCGUACGCGCCUCCCCAGCCCGCCGCCGGGGACCCUCGGGAGAAGGCGGGGAGUGGGCCGAGGGGGGCGGCCCGCCUGGAGCGGCAGCGGGUGGCCAUUCAGAGGCUCCUGAGCGCCUGGCGGGACGUCGCCUCCCGCCGCCCGCCGCCGCCGCCCCCCGUCCGUGCCCUGCUGUCACCAGAGCAGUUCGUGGCGGCGGCGGGGGGCGGCCCGGCCGAGUACGAGAGCUUGUCGCUGGAGAUGUUCAUGCUGGGCUAUUUCCGCAUCUUGGAGCAGGAGCUGCCCCCCGAAGAGCGCCGCGGCCGCCACCUGCUCUGCUUCGAGGUGUUCGAGCAGCUGGGACGGCACGGCUGGCGGGCGGUGCGCGCCUUCCACCGCGCCGUCACCGACGAGAUCGCGGCUGGGAGGCGCAGCUGGCGCGACAGCUUCGACGACAUCAAGGCACGGUACUUCGGGUCCUCGCAGAGCCCGGCCCGGCGGCCGGGGGAGGCCAGGGAGGAGGGGGAGGAGAUUUGCCGCUACAUCGAUCGCAGCUUCGCCUUUUGGAAGGAGAGAGAGGCCGAGAUCUUCAGCCUGGAGGACUGAUGCCGGCGGGC
Molecule: messenger RNA, 1851 nt
Organism: Myiozetetes cayanensis
Lineage: Eukaryota; Metazoa; Chordata; Aves; Passeriformes; Tyrannidae
Gene: ESPNL
Product: espin like
Exons: 4
Coding region: 314-1840 (508 amino acids)
Biological process (GO): actin filament bundle assembly
Cellular component (GO): cytoplasm
Molecular function (GO): actin filament binding
Source: RefSeq, a predicted model, not a curated record